ACACAGGGACACACCCACAGGGACAGGGACAUGGCGCCGCUCCUCCUCCUCUGGGUCUGUGCAGCCGCGGAGCUGAUCCUCACAGUGCUUGGAACAUUGGAGCCGCCAAUAAAUGCAAAGAUUCACGCUCUAAACUUUAAAUACCUCCUCAAAUGGGAAUAUGGACAGAGAAGUAACGAAGGCAACUGCAGUGUGACCUUUACAGUCCAGAGCAGAAGUAAGACAGUGAACAUGUGGAGCAAUGUGCCGAAUUGUGAAAACAUCUGCCUCGCAGAAUGUGACUGGACUCCCCUGAACAUUUACUUCUUUGUAACUUACUUCCUGCGAGUUCAAGCGCACCAAGGGAAUCAGACAUCACCCUGGUUGAACACCAAAGCUUUUGCUACAUACAAACACAUUCAGAUUGGUCCUCCUGGGGUCAAGUUGAAAUCAAAACACAGUUCGCUUAUUGUCAACAUUACUGCUCCCCAAACCACAAAUGAAUCAUUCUUCAGGUUCAACUGUAAUGAAUACAAAAUAUCAUACUGGAAAUUCAUGCAGCAAGAAAACAAGAAAUCGAUAAUCAGUACUUCUUCACUGGUGUCAAUCCCAAACCUCAAACUUUGGACUGUCUAUUGCUUGGAAGUUCAGGGAUUUUGCCCUCUACUUAACAUCACUUACCAUUCGAGUUCAGUGACAUGUGAAAAAAUCGUGGGUCUCAUUCCAUUGUGGGUAACAUUUAUAACGUUCAUAAUUUCACUGGUUGUUGUUUUUGUUGUGGCAACUGGAACCUUCUUAUGUGUAUAUUGGACGUAUAGAGGCGUAAAACACAUCUUCUUUCCAUCUUACAAUUUGCCGGAACAUAUUCAAGAGUAUUUCAGUGAACUUGCCCAGAACGUCCCUAUUCUUGUUCCGGGAUCAGAGGAAGGUGCGGAGGAAUGCUGUGACUACUUCAAAGUUGUUCUUGCAACUGAAAGCUUGGGUUCCUAUUCGGGCUUUUCAGUCCUAAACAUCGACGACUCAGGGACGCUCAGCAGAGAUACCACCGCAGAUUCUGGAUGCUUUUUUAAUGAGGGGGAAAGCUGUAGAAGUACAUCCACAAGAGCUUCUGAAGGAAAGACUUAAAACCUUAUUUGGAACCAGAUCCAAAUAUUGUGCUUGUGAAUACUAUUUUUAGAUAGUGAUGAAGCUUCAGAGUGUCUGGUGAUCAAGUUGAUUGGUCCUACAUGUUGCUAUUAUUAUAAUAAUAAUAGUAAUCCAAUUGCAAUCAAU
This is a messenger RNA of Callorhinchus milii (elephant shark), 1251 nucleotides long. Its product is annotated as interferon alpha/beta receptor 1a. NCBI's taxonomy places the organism in Eukaryota, Metazoa, Chordata, Chondrichthyes, Chimaeriformes, Callorhinchidae. The coding region runs from base 31 to 1104 and encodes 357 amino acids. The transcript has 7 exons. The record is from RefSeq and is a predicted model, not a curated record. Gene Ontology annotation, molecular function: protein binding.